Synchytrium microbalum is the source of this 3096-nucleotide messenger RNA. RefSeq lists its product as uncharacterized. The record is from RefSeq and is a predicted model, not a curated record. Lineage: Eukaryota; Fungi; Chytridiomycota; Chytridiomycetes; Synchytriales; Synchytriaceae. Bases 1 to 3096 code for a protein of 1031 amino acids. The transcript is spliced from 11 exons.
AUGUCAAAUACCUUGGGAAGUGUUUUUGGAUAUCUGAAGAGCAUAGAGAACGAAAUCAAUCAAAACCUGAAGGCCAGCAACAGUGAUGAGUCUUCACCAUCACGUAACUCUACAGCUUCACUCUCUGUGUCAAAUGAUUCCAAACUAUUAGAUGAGUUGAAUGCCUAUAGGGAAAUGGUCGAAAAGAUGCGAUCUGAUCAAGUCAAAUCUGCUGAAAAUAUUGCUACUAUGCAGCGCUCCUUGCAAGCUGCCAACCAAAAGGCUCAGCUAUUGGAGCAAGAGCAAGCUAAAACGUCUGAAUUGGAAAAGAACUUGAACCAGCUGAGACUCAAGGCAAAGCUGAAGAUUACAGAGAUGAACAAGGAAAUCGAGAGCUUAAAGGCCAAAAAUACUAGCCUCAACAGUGCCACUACCAAUGGCGAUAAUAGUAUACUGAUCAAAAACGAACUGGAUACUCUCAAGGCAGAGUAUGCUGCUGCUCAGGCUACAAUAACAGAUCUAAACAGUCGACUGGCCUCCUCUACCUCGGCUCUUCCUCCAUUCGACGAAGCUGCACAGGAUCAGAUAGAAGAGCUUCAAACCCAGUUAUCUGAAGCUCUGCAAUCAGUAGAAGCUGUAGAAAAAGAGAAACGAAAUUUUGCAGCUAGGAUUGUCGAACUCGAAGAUCAGAGUCAAAAUAAUGUGUCCGAACUUGAAGCAGAGCUUGCUCAAUAUAAACAGAUGGUGCAGGCACAAUCUGCAGAUUUGGAAGAAUUACGCGAAAAGGCCAAUCAUGCCGAAAAUAUUGACAUAGAAGCUGCCAAGUAUCGUAAUUCCUUGGAUCAGCUAGAAGCUGCACAUCGCCAGACUUUAGAAGAACAUCGUAAAACUACAGAAGAACAAGGGUUGAAGCAUCGUGAAGCACUUGAUAAACAGGAAGCCACGUAUCGCACUGCUUUGGAAGAAUCGUCCGCUGGCUCGUCAGAUACGUGGCGAAACAUGUUGGAAGCCAAAGAGAAGGAGUUUGCUUUGCUAAGUCAAGGAUUCGAAGAGCAAAUCAAGACUCUACAGGAACGGCUACAUAAGGAUCAGCAGUCAAGAGAUGUAGAAAUCAGCAAGGCUCAACAAGAGCUGUUACAAAAGUUGGAUGAUGAACGAGAUUACACACAAAGCGAAAUCGUGGCUCUAAAACGUGCUCAUGAAACCGAGAGGGACAGUUUAGCAGGCCAAUUGAGAGAAGCUACCAGCACAUUGAAAGCAGUAGAUGAUGGUACUGCCUAUGCCAAUAGAAUAGACGAACUGACUAAUCUGCUCGAAGAGGCUCAAAAGCGCUUCUCUGAAAAGGACGCACUUUGUCAAGAGCUAGAGUCUAGACUGAAUAGUAUGAGCAGCGUCAGCAAAGAAAAAGACGAGCUGGCCGCUCAUCUUGAAUCUCUACGUAAAACAUUGAGUCGUCAGGAAGAAGAGACUGCUCGUAUUGUUCAGGGUUUGGAGAAGUCCUUGAGCGAUAAACAAACUGAACUCUCCAAGGUUCAGACUGAAGCUGCUCGUUUACAGUCUGAAUCUUCCAAGCAACAACCUGUAAAUCUCGAGAAUGGGCAGCUUGGUGAUAAAUUAUUUGUGUUUCAAGAGCAGGUCAAAGAUGGGCAAAUCCAGUUGGCGUCCAAACAAGCCGAAGUAGCUUCAAUAACGGAGCAGCUGCAACAAAAGACUGAUGAACUAGAAAAAACGAAACAGGAUACUGAUGAUCGUAUCAAGAAGAUGAAAGGAAUCAUGGCUGCAGCAAACAAGAGUAUUUCAGAUAAUAGAGCCAAUAUUGGCAAGAAAGAGGCGGAGAUUGCUGAAUUGAAAUCACAGCUAGAAUUGGAACGGCAGCUUCGUCAAACCAGACAAGAAGUAUCUGAUACCAAAUCUGAAUUCUCCAGCUACAAGAUAAAAGCAGCUGCAGCAUUACAAAAGAAUAGCUCGACUUUGGCCGAGUCUCGCAUACGAGAAUUGGAAGACACUAUCGCCAAGUUGGAGAGAGACAAGAUGGAUUCUGCACGUGAAGCAGAGACUUUACGUGGCCGUAUCAAGCAUUCAGAGUCAGAGUUGGAUGAAGCUACAAAUCAAAUGGCAGUCUUUGAGUCUCAAAUACUUAAAUUGGAACUUACUGCUCGUGAAGUUGUAUCGCUCAAGCACCAACUAGGUAUGAAACGUCUUGUCAUAUCGGUUGUUGCAUUCAUUGAUUGGCCUUCAUGUGUACUAGAUGCUGUCAAUAGAAGGAUUGAGCUUGAUAAGGAAGCUCACGACGAAGCCCUCAAAGUCAAGGACUCUAUACACGCCAAUACUAUAGAAUCGGUUCGAGCAGAAGCACGACGAGCCAUGCACGAAACCGACGAAGCCAUUCGUCGUAAAGAAGAAGAAAUGUCUUCUUUACAAGCAAUAGCAGAACGAUUAUCAUCCGAAUUAUCCAGCGCUCGUGAUGACUUGACUCGUACCAGAGCAGACCUAGAACGAUUACGACAAGUAGCAGCUAGCGCAACAACCAAAUCAACAUUGAGCGCUGAUGAUGUUAAUCGUAGGAUGAGUGUUGACACUCAUUUUGUCGAUGGACGACCUGCUGCUGCUUCUUCUUUACACGGAGAUGGAUCUGUCAAUGGUGGUGCUGGAGUAUCAGCUCAGAGAUCAUUCAUACGACAUAGUCAAUCACAAACAAAAUUCGAGGACUUGUUGUCUGUUGAUGAUAGGCUGCCUAGUAGUGCGUAUCCUGGGACUCCCACGACUGCUGCAUCGAGUAUGCGAGACAAAGAAUAUUUGGCUCAGAUUAAGGCAUUGUCUGAUAUGGUCGAUGAGAGUGAGACUACAAUACAGAGAUUGAUUGAGCAAGAAAAGAUAUUGAAGGAGGAGAUUCGAAAGACUGAACGAGAACAAAGUCGUAGUAAAGAUCUCAGUACUGAAUAUCUGAAGAACGUCGUUCUGUCGUUUAUUGAAGCUACUGAUCGCAGUAAUAUGGUGCCAAUCGUAUCGCAAAUGUUGCAUCUUUCUCCUGAAGAACGGGAAAGGUUGAGCAAGGCAGCUGCCAGAGCUACUGUCGUCCCUACAGAUCCAUUGAGCUUGUCCUUUGGAUGGGGUUGA